This is a messenger RNA of Ochotona curzoniae (black-lipped pika), 810 nucleotides long. RefSeq names its product FLYWCH family member 2-like. NCBI's taxonomy places the organism in Eukaryota, Metazoa, Chordata, Mammalia, Lagomorpha, Ochotonidae. The record is from RefSeq and is a predicted model, not a curated record. The transcript has 3 exons. Bases 216 to 668 code for a protein of 150 amino acids.
GCCUCGGCUCUGCUGCGCAUGCUCGCUCCGUGACCCCGGCCUGAGGUGACGGCCCGACCCCAGGCGGGCGCCCGUCGUCCAGCACUGAGGCCGAGGGACCGGCCACGGCUCUGGCGCCGCACGGGCUGGCCCACGGACUCAGCAGUUUCCUGGCUGGAGAGGACAAGGAGCAGCCCGCCCGCCAGGGGCCCGAGGGACGGGUGCUCGGAGCCGGCAUGCCCCUCCCCGAGGCCUGCGAGCAGGAGGCUGCGGCCGUGACUGCUGGCCGGGAGCUGUCCACAAGGCCGGGCACGGACAUGGUCUCUGCUGGCCCUCGGAAGCCCCGGAAGUUCUCCAAACUGGUCCUGCUGACGGCCUCCAAGGACAGUGCCAAAGUGGCAGGGGCCAAGCGCCGAGGCGUGCACUGCAUCAUGUCGCUGGGGGUGCCAGGCUCAGCCACCCUGGCCAAAGCUCUCCUCAUGACCCACCCCGAGGCCCAGCGUGCCCUCGAGGGGCCCCCCGAGGAGCCCGAGCAGAAACGCUGCAAGCCUGCUCUGGACGCAGAUGCCCAGGAAGCUGUCCAGCUCUCUCUGGACCCUCCCACGGGGGAUGGGGAGGGGGCCACGCCGCACCCCGCUGCCCGGGACCUGGACCCAGUGCCUGAGCAGGAGGCGGCCGCGUGCCCCUGAACCCCUGAGCCCCUGAGCCCCUGAGCACUCACCCACAGCACAGCCUUUGCUUUCAGUGUCCUGUCAUUUCUUUGUUUAGAUGCAGCCCAUUACUUUUGUAAGCAGAAAGUCUCAGAGAAUAAAGGAACUGUGCGAGAUGGCA